Messenger RNA from Nerophis ophidion (straightnose pipefish), 4023 nucleotides. It is a transcript of the gene rx1, whose product is annotated as retinal homeobox gene 1. The coding region runs from base 1034 to 2005 and encodes 323 amino acids. Lineage: Eukaryota; Metazoa; Chordata; Actinopteri; Syngnathiformes; Syngnathidae. The record is from RefSeq and is a predicted model, not a curated record. Gene Ontology annotation, biological process: positive regulation of transcription by RNA polymerase II. The transcript has 6 exons. Gene Ontology annotation, molecular function: DNA-binding transcription factor activity, RNA polymerase II-specific; RNA polymerase II cis-regulatory region sequence-specific DNA binding.
AAUACACUUUUCAUGUUAAAUGUCUAAAAAAUGUCCGGUGGGCCGGAUUGAAAAUCUUAAUGCGGGCCGUAUUUUGCCCAGGUUUGUGUUAUGGUGAGGCGUUCAAGUCUUUGAUAUAUCGUUUGACAUUGUAGCUUUCUUUGGUCACGGCAGUCCCAUCGAUUAUAGGAUUUGUGUCUAACCUGAAUCCUUCUUUAGGCAUUGUAAUGGUGUGUCCUAGAGGUUCAAAGUCACAAAUGUGAACAUGUCAAUAAUCGGUCGUGUCGUGUGUAAUGAAAGCUUGAAAAUGGUUUCCAGGAUUGUUGUCACACAGGAUGAGCACAUGGAAGAGCUGUAAAUCUGCGUAAGCUCCAUGUUUGUCUCCGUCCCGCGAGACACAAACCCAAAUUGAGGCUUGAUCCCUCGUGCUUCCUUCCCACUCGGCCAACCGCCUUUUAGCAUUCGUUCAAUCUGUUUUUUCCCCCUCCACGUGCGUAAUAGGAUGAGCAGCAAUUUCCCCAGCAAGGAUUUGCAGCACAUGUAAAAAAAUGAUAAACGAUUUGCGUGAAGGAUUGCUGGCGGUGGUCUUGGUGUCCACAGCCAUGAUCCCACUGGCCAUAUGUUAGUGCUGGAUCUAGUGCCUCCCAAGGUGGGCUUUCUGCUUCACUUGGACCCACGACAAGCUGCCUAAUGAGCGCUAAGUCAAGCAUGCCAAUAAAACCUUUUCACCUCCGCCGCCGUCCUAAACUCAACUAAUGGCUUGCCUCUUCCGUUCUUACGCAGGAACCACGUGACGGUCCCUGCAGGCGCCUUCACGCUAAAGAGGAUGUUCAGGAAGGGAGAACUGCGGCCCAAAGUUGAAAGGACAAGGAACUGAAAUCAAGCACUGGAGUGGUGUGAUUUCUUCCAGCCAGCCAGGAAGGAAGGCAUGCACGGGAAGCUGAGGCGGCCGAGUGAGGGUGAGGGUGAGGGUGAGAGCGGACUGUGGACGCGGUGAGGAGCAUAAGGAACUUCUUCUGCUGAUCUACACCUUCACUUCUAGCAGCAGGUGAGGAUGCACCUGUCCCUGGACUCCAUGAGCAUGGUGGACCACCUCUCACCCAGCCACUUCCACGACCUGACCAAGGGCGGCGGCACGGUGACGGUGGGGGGCCACGUCCACAGCAUCGACGUCAUCCUGGGCUUCAGCAAGGACCAGGACGCCCUGCUGGGUGUGGGCCCCGGGCCCCACAAGCUCAGCAUGGAGGCCUUGGAGGAGGCCGGCAAGCAGCACCCGUCCUACAGCGGCCAUCUGGACAACCCCGAGCAGCUGCAGCAAUAUCAGGAGGCUGAGCUGUACAGCAACAAGUGUGAGGAGGAGCUGAGGAAGAGCGCCGACAGCGAGGAAGUCAAGUCCCCGGAGUCGUGCAAGGACGAGCCGCCCAAGAAGAAGCACCGACGCAACCGCACCACCUUCACCACCUACCAGCUGCACGAGUUGGAGCGCGCCUUCGAGAAGUCCCACUACCCCGACGUGUACAGUCGUGAGGAGCUGGCCAUGAAGGUCAACCUCCCCGAGGUCCGAGUGCAGGUGUGGUUCCAGAACCGCCGAGCUAAAUGGCGGCGGCAGGAGAAAAUGGACGCCGGCGCCAUGAAGCUCCACGACUCGCCGAUGCUCUCCUUCAACCGCCCGGCGCCGGUCCACAGCGCCAUGGGACCUAUGAGCAACUCCCUGCCCCUGGACCCCUGGCUGACUACGCCCCUGUCCAGCGCCACGCCGGUCCACGGCCUGCCGGGCUUCAUGGGCCCCGCCCAGGGCCUCCAGCCCAACUACCCCGCCCACGGCUUCCUCAACUCGGGCCCUCACGCGCCCAUGAGCCAGGGGAUGGCCGGCAUGGCACCGCCGCCGCCUUAUCAGUGUCCGGCGUCGUACCCCGACAAGUUCCCCGGGGAGGACUUGGACCAGCGCAGUUCUAGUAUCGCCGCACUGAGGAUGAAAGCCAAGGAACACAUCCAGUCCAUGGAUAAAACCUGGCUACCCAUGUGACUAACAGGAAGCGACACUGGACCUGACCAUAUAAGGACUUCCUUUUCACAUUUUUAAUAUUUUUGUUUUUUUUACAUCUCAAGUCAUGAAGCGCGUGAGUGGCGACUUUUUCUACUUUCUGCUGUUCCUAUUCAUCUGACCCGCGUCAUUCCUUCGUUGCAGCGUUUAAAAAAACAAAACAAAAACUGCCAAUUUUUCAUAAACUGAUAAUUAAUAUGCAAAACUAUGGAAGAGGAUUAAGGCAACACUGAGAUCAAUAACAUUUAUUAUGUCAGAUGUUUAUAAAAACAACACAAUUUAUAUAGCGCUUUUUCUCUAGUGACUCAAAGCGCUUUACAUAGUGAAACCAGUGUGGGUGACACUGGGAGCAGGUGGGUCAAGUGUCUUGCCCAAGGACACAACGGCAGUGACUAGGAUGGCAGAAGCGGGGAUCGAACCCGCAACCCUCAGGUUGCUGGCACCAACCGAGUAGUUUAUCCCCUCAUUUUAGGAGAAAUGUAUUGGGAAAUUUCCUCUUCAUUUGGUUUUUAUCUUCUCAAAAUUACAACUUCAUUUUAGCCGUAGUACAUUUUUGUUUAAAAAUUGAAAAUUUGAGUGAAAUUCCAACAUUUUUCUUGUAAUUGCAACUUUUCUUCUGACUUUAUUUACAAAUCCUCACCUAUUUUGAAUGGAAAUUCAUCUUUUUUCUUUAUUUUCCAUAUAUUUAUAAUAUUGUUAUUAUAAAAUAAAUUUAUAUUUGCAAGAGUACAUUUUGCUUAAAAACAAAAAAAAAACAAAGCAAAAACAUUAUGUCGACUUUUUUUUGUAAAAAUUACUACUUUUUUUUUUUUUAAACACAAUUUCACUUAAAUAUUCUGACUUUAUUAUCAUAAAAUGACUUCCUUUGCAGUUUUCAGUGUGGCCCUAAUAUUUCUUUAUAGAUUUGUCACAGGAUUUUUUUUUAACCUUCAUUUUGGCAUUUUUGUGUGAAAAAAGUAGAACGUCCUAUGAAGGACAGCAACGGGCUCAAGAUGCAUUUGAUGGUUUUUCAAAAUAAAAUCGAUGAAGGCCAGCAGAGCUCCUUCUAAGAGGGAAUAUACCAAAAAAAAAGAAAUCAUGGUUAGUUGCUUUUCUGGAGACGGAAUGUAGCGAGAAGAAGAAUGUAGCAAAAUGGACAAAAAGUGCAGACUUGAGAGCAAGAAAAACAACUUUUGGGAAUAUUUUCCUGCUCGAGUGAGUGUUGGAGGAGAGAAGCCGUUGGCAGCUCAGUGUGUGUGUGUGUGUGUGUGUGUGUGUGUGUGUGUGUGUGUGUGUGUGUGUGUGUGUGUGUGUGUGUGUGUGUCAGCAUACUAAGUAGACCCUUGGAACCAUUUUUUGUCUCAAUCAAAACAGGAUAAUUUUGAUUGUAGCUGCUGUGAUCAUAAGUGACACUUUUUAUUACUUGUGUUCAUGAGUGACACUUUGUCGCUUGUGUCCAAGUGUUCAUGAGCGACACUUUGUCACGUGGGUUCAUGUGUUCAUGAGUGACACUUUGUCACUUGUGUUCAUAAGUGACACUUUAUCGCCUGUGUCCAAGUGUUCAUGAGCGACACUUUGUCACCUGGGUUCAUGUGUUCAUGAGUGACACUUUGUCGCGUGGGUCCAUGUGUUCAUGAGUGACACUUUGUCGCUGGUGUCCAUGUGAUCAUGAGUGACACUUUGUCACUUGUGUUCAUAAGUGACACUUUAUCGCCUGUGUCCAAGUGUUCAUGAGCGACACUUUGUCACCUGGGUUCAUGUGUUCAUGAGUGACACUUUGUCGCGUGGGUCCAUGUGUUCAUGAGUGACACUUUGUCGCUGGUGUCCAUGUGAUCAUGAGUGACACUUUGUCACUUGUGUUCAUGAGUGGCACUUUAUUGCUUGUGUCCAUGUGUUCAUAAAUGACACUUUAUCGCUUGUGUCCAUGUGUUCAUGGCUGACAUUUUGUCACUUGUGUUCAUGAGUGACACUUUUUCGCUUGGGUCAUGUGUUCAUGAGUGACACUUUAUCGCUGGUGUCCA